AUGCUUGAAGAGCCUCGCACGGUGCUUGGAGAUGCAGCCACGGUGCUUGCGAGGCUCGAAACCGUUGACAACGAGGGCGAUAUAGUACUUGUCGAAGAUCUGGCAAUGCUGAAAGAGCUCUUUGAAACGCUCGAUGGCGUGGCCGGAGUGCUUGACAAAAAUGUUGAGGUGAAUGAUUGCGUGGAGGUGCUAGAUGAAAAUUUGGCCCGGCUAGAAGACGUUGUAGCCACGCCGGGCAAGGCUGCAGAGAAGCUCGACGGUAUGGGUGAGGCGCUCGAUGUCGUCGUUGGUGCGGAGGCCACAUUCGAUAAAGUCGCUGCAUUUGAGGGUGGUGAUGAUGUACUUGAAGAGGCUCUUGCUGCACCCGACGAGGUCGAGGCGGAGCUUCCAAAAUCGAUGGUUCUGCUUGUGGAGGCCGCAGGAGCGUUUGACGAGGCUGAAGUAGUAUUUGUUGAGGAUGUUCUAGCCCCCGAAGACACUCUCGUACUACUCAAGCUUGACGAGGCACUCGAUCCAGGCGGAGAGCUAGAGGCCCUCAAGCUAGAAGAAUCUGGGGUCACUUUGCUUCCGAACGAGGUCAAGGAUGAGCUCAAAGUGGGAGACUGCGAGAUCGAGGUAGCGACAGGCGGAUUAUUGGUAGGAAGAACAGACACGGAUUGCGUCAGAACUGACAGCCGAGUCGAAAUCGAGGACGGUUUAGAAAAACUGGAUGACGAGCCGCUUGUUGAGCGAAGUUGA
Molecule: messenger RNA, 738 nt
Organism: Zasmidium cellare ATCC 36951
Lineage: Eukaryota; Fungi; Ascomycota; Dothideomycetes; Mycosphaerellales; Mycosphaerellaceae
Exons: 1
Coding region: 1-738 (245 amino acids)
Source: RefSeq, a predicted model, not a curated record